UAUUGAUACAAUUUAUUUUAUUCUACUUUGUAGUAUUUCGGUAAAUUUAGCUUUGCUUUGUUUAUCCCUUAGUUCAGUCUUAAUUUAUAGUUCAGUUUUCAUUUUUUUAUUCUGAAAAAAUGAAAUUUCAAUAAAAUCCAUAAAAUUAAAAAGGAGUCUUUAUGUCUCGUUACCGAGGACCUCGUUUCAAAAAAAUACGCCGUCUGGGGGCUUUACCAGGACUAACUAGUAAAAGACCUAGAUCCGGAAGUGAUCUUAAAAACCAAUUGCGUUCUGGGAAAAGAUCGCAGUAUCGUAUUCGUCUAGAAGAAAAACAGAAAUUGCGUUUUCAUUAUGGUCUGACAGAGCGACAAUUACUUAGAUAUGUGCAUAUCGCUGGAAAAGCUAAAGGGUCAACAGGUCAGGUUUUACUACAAUUACUUGAGAUGCGUUUGGAUAACAUCCUUUUCCGAUUGGGUAUGGCUUCGACCAUUCCUGGAGCCAGGCAAUUAGUUAACCAUAGACAUAUUUUAGUUAAUGGUCGUAUAGUGGAUAUACCAAGUUAUCGUUGUAAACCCAGAGAUAUUAUUACUACGAAGGAUAAACAAAGAUCGAAAGCUCUGAUUCAAAAUUAUAUUGCCUUAUCCCCCCCCGAGGAAUUGCCAAAACAUUUGACUUUUGACUCAUUCCAAUAUAAAGGAGUAGUAAAUCAAAUAAUAGAUAGUAAAUGGAUCGAUUUGAAAAUAAAUGAGUUGUUAGUCGUAGAAUAUUAUUCCCGUCAGACUUGAACCUAACGAAAAUAACAAAGAAAGUUUCAGAGAAUUUUGUCUCUUUUCGCCGAAAUAAAAUAAAUAGAUCUAAGGGCCUUGAUCCGCAUUUUUCUCAUUCACGUAUCACAAAUGGAUCAGCAGUAAGAUUUUUUUGCUCUUUCUUUUUCCGAUAUUUGUAUUUUACGUACCACAGUAAUGUAAUUAGGAAUAGAGAAUUUCUAUCAAAAAAAGGUCAGGUCCUCUUGUUGGGAUGAUGGUAUCAAUUGUUAUUUGAUUUGAUAUAUUGUGUUCAGUAACGUUGGUGAAUUAAGAGAAACGGAAAGAGAGGGAUUCGAACCCUCGGUAAACAAAAGCCUACAUAGCAGUUCCAAUGCUACGCCUUGAACCACUCGGCCAUCUUUCCUACAUAAUCUUAUUAUUGACCAGAAACCGAGUGAAUAGCGAGUCAUUCAUAUUAUUCCAGUAGGUACGACUGAUGAAUGGUUCCAUAGGAAUAAUUCCUUUCAAAUAAAAUUUCCUAUUUCUCAACAACAACUUCUCUCAUCAGCUACCCCAUAGAUCUAGUACAAAUUUAUGAAUCGUCCCAUGGAUUUUUCUAUUUCAAUUGUAUGGCAUGGCGUAUCCAUGUUAUGCAAACAAAAAACAAAAUGGAUGCUUACCUUACUCUACUCUAUUUUUUUUUUAAUGCUUAUUUCAUUCUUUUUCCUCUUUGGAUUAUAACCAAAUCAAAACUUCUCGAGUUAUCAGAAUCCACAAUAAAAUAGGGACAAUUUGAACAAAAGGUACACAUCUUUUUUUAGAAUUAGUCUGUUUUUAUGUUAUUUCGUACUGUACAAUUCCUUUAGUUUGCGAGAUCAUUUACCCCUCGGGGUAAUGAAAAGAAUUAUAGAAUUAGAAUGGAUUGUUAAUUAUGCCUAGAUCUCGGAUAAAUGCAAAUUUUAUUGAUAAGACCUCUUCAAUUGUAGCCAAUAUCUUAUUACGAAUAAUUCCGACAACUUCCGGAGAAAAAAAGGCAUUUACCUAUUACAGAGAUGGGAUGUUGGCUCAAUCCGAAGGAAAUUAUGCGGAAGCUUUACAGAAUUAUUAUGAAGCUACGCGACCAGAAAUUGAUCCCUAUGAUCGAAGUUAUAUACUCUAUAACAUAGGCCUUAUACACACAAGCAACGGAGAGCAUACAAAGGCUUUGGAAUAUUAUUUCCGGGCACUAGAGCGAAACCCAUUCUUACCACAAGCUUUUAAUAAUAUGGCCGUGAUCUGUCAUUACCGGGGAGAACAGGCCAUUCUACAGGGUGAUUCUGAAAUUGCGGAGGCUUGGUUCGAUCAAGCUGCUGAGUAUUGGAAACAAGCUAUAGCGCUUAGUCCAGGUAAUUAUAUUGAAGCACAUAAUUGGUUGAAGAUCACGAGGCGUUUCGAAUAAAACCACUCUCUUUUUUAAUUCAUUAAAA
Messenger RNA from Musa acuminata AAA Group (dessert banana), 2194 nucleotides. Its product is annotated as photosystem I assembly protein Ycf3. Gene Ontology annotation, biological process: photosystem I assembly. The record is from RefSeq and is a predicted model, not a curated record. NCBI's taxonomy places the organism in Eukaryota, Viridiplantae, Streptophyta, Magnoliopsida, Zingiberales, Musaceae. Gene Ontology annotation, molecular function: protein binding. The transcript has 3 exons. The coding region runs from base 1660 to 2166 and encodes 168 amino acids.